CCCCGUAAUGCCAGAAGGAGGAGGGACGGAGCAGGGGCCGGGGGAGACUAACCAAGCUAUGCAGACGCGCAAACCAUGGACGACCAUGACCAAGCAGAUAGGCGCCUCUGUCUUCUUCGGCGUGUCGUCCAUCGCCAUCAUCACUAUCAACAAAGCAGUACUCACCACAUUUCAGUUCGUUCUCUAGGUCUAUUUAGUGCCCACCACUACUAUCUCUCCUUCGCAGGUUUCCAUCUUUUCAACUUGUGGGUAUCGGGCAGGUGAGUGUAUGGCUAUGUUACUCAACACUGACUGGUGUUAGCUGUCUUUCCCUCUCUGCUCUACAUAUAUCCCUUCUCUCUUUUGAUCAUACCUCUGUGUCUCUCUCCUUUCUCCCUCAUUUCUCCUUCCCUGCCGUCCCAUGUCUGUGCACACAGAUGGUUGCCAUUCUCAUAAUCUGCUGGAGUUGUAGAACAGCCAAAGUGGUUACCUUCCCUCCCCCCAGCCUGCAUCAGUUCAGAAAGGUGUUCCCCCUCCCGAUUCUCUACAUCAUCAAUCUGAUCUUCGGACUUGGCAGCACCAAGAUACUGAACCUCCCAAUGUUCACAGUACUCAGGAGAUUUACACUCAUUCUGGUGGCUGUAGGACAAAUCGUUCUCUUAGACAAGUAUGAAAGUCUACAAGUCAACACAUGUCUAGUACUAAUGAUCACAGGAGCUCUCAUUGCUGCACUAAACGAUUUGGCCUUCAAUUUAACCGGUUAUAUCUACAUCGUUCUCAACAACUUCGCCACGGCUGGCAAUGUCUUGUACAGCAAGAAGAUGAUGAAUGAGGAGAUGGGAAAGUACGAGAUAAUGUUCUACAAUGCCCUGUUGUCCAUUGGACCAGCUAUUAUUAUUGCCUGGGUCACUGGAGACCUUCAGAAGGCGUACUAUUACAAUGGUUGGUCGAAUCCUCUUUUCCUCAUCUGCUACCUCCUCUCAUGUGUCAUGGGUUUCGUGUUGAUCUACUCUACGUUCCUCUGCACUCAGCUAACCUCUCCCCUCACACUAACAGUUGUGGGGUGUAUCAAGAAUGUGGCAGUCACCUAUGCCGGAAUGCUGUAUGGAGACUAUAUCUUUGAUGCUUAUAAUUUCGUCGGAAUCAACGUCAGUGUUGGAGCAAGCCUCAUAUACUCAUACUACAAGUAUUCAGAACAAAACAAAAAGCCUCCACCUCAAAAGACAACUAAAAGUGACACAAGCUCAUAAACAAUUAUUUUCUAUUGAAAUUGUGUUGUUUCCUCACCUUUUAUGCAUGCAGCACCGCGCACGCGAUGCGGAGAAAACGCAUGCGCAUGUGGACCGCACAUUAAAAAAUUGCGCGGGCGCGGUGCAUGUCGGGUUUCUUCAGCGGCUCGGCGCACGCUAUAAAACAGUCUGUUUCGCGUGCCAGAGCUCAGCUUUCUGCAGAAACAGACAAGUGACUAGUGGAGCAGCCAUUACUGGAUCCACUGUAACGUUCCAAGCGGUGAAAAAGGGACGGCACUUUUACUGCGCUCGCGUCGCCUGUAUUGCUAUGCCUGAGAUCUGGGCUCUGACUGGAAAAAUGCAGCAGCAACAACAACAACAAACGGAAUACGGGAACAGCACAACCACCACCACCACCGGCGCCAUCAUGGAGGAAGGAACACACGAGUACAAGACGGACCAGCAGAGGACUUUUAUCGAGACGCUUCUACCGCACGUCCGCUCGUUCGCCUUCACGUGGCUCAACCUGCAGGCUCGCAAGAGGAAAUUCUACAAGGAACACGACCGACGCAUGACUCUGGACGAGGAGCGACAAUGCAAGUUGGAGCUGGACAACGAGCUGCCGGAGGUGAAGCGAAAAUGGGCCUCCCAACUUCUGGCCAAGCUGCGGAAAGACAUUCGCCCCGAGCAUCGCGAGUAUCUCCUCAAGGCCGUCACCGGUCAGAUGAGGCCUUGUUGCGUCCUCUCCACGCCCGACCAGAAGGGAAAGAUGCGCCGCAUCGACUGCCUGCGACAGGCGGACAAGGUGUGGCGACUGGACCUAGUCAUCGCCAUACUCUUCCAUGCCUUUCCGCUCGAGUCAACGGACGGCGAGCGUCUGGGAAAGACGCACGACUGCCGGAACCCAGGGCUGUGUCUGCAACCCUUCCACAUCCAGAUCACAGUCAAGGAGCUGGAUCUUUACCUCUCCAACUUCGUCAGCCCCUUAGGUGUGAAGCGAGAAGAGGACCUGAAAGUGAGGGAAAAGACUCUGCAGAACCUCAGGAUCAAGGGAGCCUUCACUGCCCAGGAACUCUACGAGGGUCAUCGAGUGCCCGUGACAGCUGGCUACAGCAGCGAAGAUGUCCACAGCUACUUCCCAAUCAUGUGGCCGUACGACCGGCCAAUCAAGCGAACCCACGCCGCUCUGGAUCCAUACCCCAUCAUGGACUAUUACACACACCUCCAAGUCCCAACUGCUCCAAAGUAUAUGAAGCCCGAACCGAUAGCCUACUACCAGUAUCCGGAAGACCCAGAGCGAUACCAAGCUAGUAUCACUGUCAGUGUGCAGUCGCACGUCAACCCCUUCAGCAGCACCUCAACCAGUGCUGUAGCUUAUUCACCUUCGACUCAGUACAGCAGCUACUCUUCCAGCCCGAUCCCCGCAACCCUGCCAACCACGGCGUCGUAUCCUGUCAUGAAUCCAGGGAGCUCGUCCGCUUCUGCAGCCUUGGCCGUCGGGGGCGUGGCUUACAGCGUCCACACGGGAGCCGCGAUGUGCGGAGGGGCGACUGCUGCAAUUGGUGGUGUGGGGGGAGGGAGCGGCAUCACGAUCUGCUGCCCGCCAGACCCCCAGCAAGCCAUGAGCAGCUGUAGCCCAGUCCGAAGUGCGAUGGGGGACGACUCCUCAACCAGACCCACCGAACACUGCACCAAUGCAAUCGGGACCCCGCUGACCCCGCCCCUGAGCGUGUCUCCGCCCAUCAGCUCGUCUCCGACUCCACGCCAGAGCAUUUCCCCGCAACCCAGCAACACCACCUACCUCGACAAGGAGACUGCCAUGGGUUAUCGAUCGAGCACCUCCAGUCCCUGUAUCCCUGAUUGCGAUUCAACCACUAACGCCUCUGAGCUACCUCUUCAGAUGCUCUCUGAAUUAUCCGAAGGUCUUCCACUGACCGGCACUUGUGUAUAGCAGAUUUGAAGAUUUCCCACAAGACUGAGUCUCUACCUCUAUCAGUCUUCACUCGUAAAUGGUAUGUAUGUACAUUAAAGAGAAUCAGAAAUUCCCGACAGACAUACAAACAGACAGACCGACAUAAGGAAUCUACAGUUCAUCUUGCCGUAAACUGACCAACUCGAUCGAUCAUUCAGCAAAAAUUUCACUUUUUCGACGUUUUGUACAGUCACUCCAAUCAUACUCCAUCUAGAAUUCUUUUCACUGCGCACCGCAUUUUUUUUACCCACUAAUGCAUCAUUACACAUUGGAUUGUCUCUCUCUCUCUCUCUCUCUCUAAAAAUCCAUCUUCUAAAUUUUUCUAUUAUACAGUCUUUCUAACUACAGGUUUCUUCUUAUUUUUUUGUAUCUUAGACCAAAUAUCACUGAAUUUUUAAUUUUCCAUCUAUUUUACUGUGUGUAGUGUAAAUAACUGUUUUCCUAAAAAUCACCAGC
Messenger RNA from Geodia barretti, 3636 nucleotides. The record is from the annotation of a GenBank genome assembly. Lineage: Eukaryota; Metazoa; Porifera; Demospongiae; Tetractinellida; Geodiidae.